Pichia membranifaciens NRRL Y-2026 is the source of this 159-nucleotide messenger RNA. RefSeq lists its product as hypothetical. The transcript has a single exon. The annotation marks the transcript as partial. Gene Ontology annotation, molecular function: RNA polymerase II cis-regulatory region sequence-specific DNA binding; DNA-binding transcription factor activity, RNA polymerase II-specific. Gene Ontology annotation, biological process: regulation of transcription by RNA polymerase II. The record is from RefSeq and is a predicted model, not a curated record. Lineage: Eukaryota; Fungi; Ascomycota; Pichiomycetes; Pichiales; Pichiaceae. Gene Ontology annotation, cellular component: nucleus.
UGCCCCUUGUGCCACAAAGUCUUCAAUAGGCCUUCUGGUUUGAAAACCCACAUGCAUAUCCAUACUGGCGAAAAGCCCUAUAGAUGUGAUUGGCCUGGGUGCGGGAAAUACUUUUCUGUCAGGUCCAAUAUGAUAAGACACAACAAAAUCCAUAAACGG